Lodderomyces pseudojiufengensis is the source of this 579-nucleotide messenger RNA. RefSeq lists its product as uncharacterized. The record is from RefSeq and is a predicted model, not a curated record. NCBI's taxonomy places the organism in Eukaryota, Fungi, Ascomycota, Pichiomycetes, Serinales, Debaryomycetaceae. Bases 1 to 579 code for a protein of 192 amino acids. The transcript has a single exon.
AUGUCAUUUCCACCUGAAGAUGUAACAAUAAUAGUUCAUAAAAUAGCAGAAAUACUACGAUCUAAAAAUCAAACAUUAGCAAUAUCAGAAGCAGCAUGUGGAGGAUUAAUAUCAUCAUAUUUAGUUUCUGAACCAGGUGCAUCAGAUUUUUAUAUUGGAGGUAAAUUAUUAUAUUCUUUAAAACAAAGAUUAAAAUUAAAUGGUUGGUCUGAUUUAGAUAUUAAAAAUUAUAUGGGACCUAGUGAAAAUGUAGUUUUAAAAUUUGCAAGAACUGCAAAAUAUGAAUUAGGUUCUACUUUUGUUUUAAGUGAAACUGGAUUUGCUGGUCCUUCUACUGAUUUACAUUUAGUUGAUGAAAAUGAUGAAAAAGAUGUAAAUAAAGAAAAAGAUGAAACGAAUGAUAAUGAGAAAGAAAAUAAAAGUAAAGCUGAGGUAGGUACUGUAUUUGUUGGAUUUACUGGUCCAAAUGGUGAUUCUUCAACAACAAGAAAUUUUCCAAAUCAAUCAAGAAAUCAAAAUAUGACUGAUUUUGCAAAAUUUGCUUUAGAGUUCUUAUUGCAGCAAUUACAAAAUCAAUAA